Amphibalanus amphitrite is the source of this 2503-nucleotide messenger RNA. RefSeq lists its product as uncharacterized. Gene Ontology annotation, biological process: innate immune response; regulation of Toll signaling pathway; central nervous system formation. The transcript has 2 exons. Lineage: Eukaryota; Metazoa; Arthropoda; Thecostraca; Balanomorpha; Balanidae. The coding region runs from base 748 to 1320 and encodes 190 amino acids. Gene Ontology annotation, molecular function: growth factor activity; Toll binding. Gene Ontology annotation, cellular component: extracellular region. The record is from RefSeq and is a predicted model, not a curated record.
CGAAUGAUGACGACGAAGAGAAAGAGCAAUGACGGGGGGAGGAGUGGUGUCCGGAGGCUGUUUCAGGAUUUCUCGCCAAGUCGGCUGUUUUUACCACCGGAACUUCGACGGUAGCGUUCGAAGACAGUUUGUAAGGUUUUGCUGAUGAUCCGGAUGGAGUUGACCAGUGUGGUGUAGUAGACAUCGGGAACGUCAGAUUUCCUCGACGGUGACCGCAGCGACAUCUAUAAACCACGCCAAGGCCGACCACAGCGCCACCUUUACGGAUCCUGGGUGGUUUGCGGCCAUUGCUAUCCGAGGACGCCGAGAGAAAGCAGAGGGAUGUUCGAGUGAUACAAAGUGUCGACGAUAAGGUCAGUUGAUCACCAGCGUGUUUCAUCCUCUACCCGCGCCCACUCGACCGAGCCGUCACUCCGCCCUCCUUCCCCGCAGACUUCGGCUUUGGUUUCGGUCAGCGACGUUACCAAGCCGGAUCACGGGCCCGCCCUCACCACAGGCCUACGGCUACACCAAGUUCUAACAUCCACCGCCCAACCGACCCCGCAACCUGCACUCGCUGCCACCACUACCAAUCCUCGCCGCAGCGAGCAGCUCCUGCCAUCUGGCGGCGUAGUCAGAGACCUCGGCCGCGACCCGCUGCCGCUAGGUGGCGGGCUCAACACGCUGUCACGUGACUCAGGCAGCGCGCGGCCGGCGGGGUCACGUGACCGCGCUGAAGACAUUGAGGAAAUCGUGAGGCGGACGGUGAUGCCACAGGAUCCGGAGAAGUUGUGUCGGUCGGCGGCCGACAAUGGAUUCUGCGACACUCAGGAGCAGUACCCCAGAGCCUAUAUGGAACGCGUCGUCGACCAAUGCAGCACUAUCCUAGAGUACCUCUUCUCAGAGGUGCCCGAUGACGUCACGCAGCUCUCCAACACUCCACAACCUACCUCCGCCUCUGGCCGUCCGUGGUCAUGGGCAGCGUACAACUAUCGUCACCAGGAUGUCUGUGACGCCACAACGCGUUUUGUGGAGCCCACGUACGCCAAAGCUACCGAUGGGAGAUGGUAUGUCAUCAUACAACAUCGUUCCCUGCGUCAGCGCGCCAGUGUGGGACUCUGUAAUCAGCUGGAUGGCUUCUGUAGAGCUGUCUCAGAUUGUGGUACGAGAUCGAGAUGUGUGCAGACGUUCUAUCACAGAACGCUGAUUGCAGCGGAUCCACUCCUGCCGACAAAGUGUCCAAGAAUGAAGACGUUCAGGCUGCCUGCGGGAUGUAUGUGCCAGGUGGAGCUGGCAAAGGGACUGAGAACGCUGGACCACGCGGAGGAAGACAAGAGCUAGAUAAGGGAAGAGAAGGGAAGAGAAACAAGAGGUAGAGGAACAAACGAAGAUGAUGCAAGGUGAAGAAGAGAGAAACGGAAGCUACAUGGAGUGGAUGAAAGGAGUGUCAAUAUGACGGCAAGAGAGAAAAGAGUGGAAGAUAAAAUGGACAAAUGAAGUGGCAGGACGGAAAUAAGUGCCAGAGUGCCAGGGACGAAGGUGAGGGAGACAAUAGGAAAGAAUUGAAUGAGAUUUAUGUUACCUUGAACGAAAACCACAUGUAUGUAGCGGAGAGUUCUUGGUGCGGGCUCCACAGGAACAGUGUGAAUAGAGGAGAAUAUAAACAACAGAUUGAGUACUCGACGACCCAGCUGCCUGGAUCAAGAAACUUCCAAAUGACCAGACUAGCACUUGUCUCAAGCUUAUUGACUGACACGUGAUACGUGACUGAAUCUGAGACCGUGUCUGUGACUGAAUUCAGAGCUGUGUGUAUUUCAGCGUUAAAGCUACGUUCAGUGCACUCGUAUACAGUGGCUUUUUUCGUGUGGCUAUUGAACAUUCGUGUAGUACUGGACAAUAUUCAGUCAGUGGUCGUAUGACGCAUUAUAACUAUCACUCAGUGUCAUACAGAGUGUUGCUUCAUACCGAGUGCUGCCCCCUGCGGAGUGUCAGGAAGAGUGUCUUCUGCCGGAGUGUGACUGAGUGACGCGACACUGAUGAAGUGAGUGGGAUGGACAUGGACAAGUCAAAAUGGAGACGAGUGAGAAUAAAGUGUGAGUGAAUAAUGGAACACAAUAGUACAGGGUUUUCUGGCGUAUACUCAUGGGAGUGUCAACCGACACCCACUUGAGUGCCUAGAUGUAUCAAACCGUUACUCAGUGAAGUGACAAUGUGUAACGGUUUGUGUCCGCGGCACUCGUGCAGUGAAAAGAAUCAGUAACAGACACUAACGAAAAGGCACAUGGCACUCACUCGACACAGAGCUGGUGCCGAACUGCGUCACAAUUAGUGGAGCUGAGCCAUUCAUUGUGUGCCGUGCUGCGUCGUUUUGUGCUACACUGCGUCACAAAACGUCGAGAUGCGCCAAUGGGCCCACGGAACUCAUCCCAUUCAUUACGCGUUAAGUGGCACACAAACUGAGCAUUAACCCGCGCACCGACGGGGGGGCGGAUAUCCGCCCCCCCCCCUGAGGUUUUUCGCGAAU